UAUUAUUUUGACGAUGCGAAACGAUUUGCACGUGUGUUUUAAAUUCGUCCGAGAAUGGAGCUAGUCGAGAAGUCAGAAAUGGUUGAUCACUGUAGUAAAUGGUAAUUUAAGCAUUUAUGAGACCAAAUUCAUCGAGAUGUUUGCACAUUUUGAGCGUGGAAGUUCAGAAGUCGAUUGGUGYGAAGCGAACUACGAGUUUUCCCCGAGCAUCGCCGAGUUCUUCAACACGAUUAGCAACGUUAUCUACCUAGUAAUUCCACCAUUUAUUGCAUAUCUUUUCCGCCCAUACUCCAACCAUGUUGGUCAAGGUAUUAAUAUCAUCUGGGUAUUAUUAGUUGUGAUCGGAGCAAGUUCAGCAUACUUUCAUGCAACAUUAAGCUUGGUUGGCCAGCUAUUAGAUGAACUGGCAAUAUUGUGGGUACUAAUGACAGCGUUUGCACUUUGGGCACCCAAAUGGAUUGUGACCUACUGCCCCUUCUAUGGGGAAAGGUGCAGAUUGGCCUACCUAAUGGUAUUGUUCGGCAUAUUUGGUACCCUGUUGGGAUUCAUCUAUCCAAUAGCAAAUGCUUUUGCAUUAUUGCUAUUAGGAAUUCCAUUGGUAUUUCUUAUCGUAUCUGAAGUGAAAGAGAGUUCAAAUAAGAAAGUCAAACGUCUUGGUUUCUUCUGUACUUUUUGGUGGGUCGUCGCCAUAGUGGUCUGGGUUAAUGAUCGCGUAUUUUGUGACAUAUGGACACGAAUUUCAUUUCCUUAUCUUCACUGUGCUUGGCAUAUUCUGAUAUUUGUGGCUUCAUACUUUGCUUGCGUGAUCGCAUCCCACCAGUAUGCAGUCAAGGAGUUCCCUCAGUUCAAGCCGUCUAUUGCCUAUUGGCCAGAUGCUUCAUACCAGUUGGGGUUCCCUUAUGUCACAGUUCACUCAGACGACGAAAAAGAUUUGAUAGCCUGAAAUGAACAAAUGUCAUUAUUUGUAUUUAAAAACGUGUGUUCGAGGGGUAGCGACUCCUGUCCAAGGGUAUGGGAUUUAAUUCUCGUUUGAAAUUUGAAAUGAGGGGAUCCGGCUAGUUUUUAAUGAUUGUGCGGGUUCACAUGUAUGAUUUUAACCCCUCGCUAAAAUGUAGUAUAAAAGUUGCGACCGUUGAAAAUUUCGUGGAGUUUAGGAGUUUAGGUCACAAAAGUAUGAAAAGUACCUCUAACAUUUGGAUGUUGUUUCUUCCCCAACCCUAAAAAACGUCAAAGGAAAAAAAUGAAAACAUAGGUUUCAAUUUCAAUGUCCAUUGUUCACUCCUUUCGGCCCGGCUGAUUGCGACGACAAUGAACGACCAUUACGAAUACUUUUAUAUCGGAGUCUUCCCUCCCUCUCUUACCUUUAUCUUUGGUCUUAUUCAGACCUAGUUCCCAUAACAAUAACUUCAAAUCAAUUCUAUUUAAAGCCCCUGGAUCGCAUAAUUAUAGCUUUAAAAUCCGCAAAGGCGUAAACUACAA
This is a messenger RNA of Actinia tenebrosa (Australian red waratah sea anemone), 1479 nucleotides long. Its product is annotated as inactive alkaline ceramidase. Gene Ontology annotation, cellular component: membrane. The record is from RefSeq and is a predicted model, not a curated record. Gene Ontology annotation, molecular function: hydrolase activity, acting on carbon-nitrogen (but not peptide) bonds, in linear amides. Gene Ontology annotation, biological process: ceramide catabolic process. Lineage: Eukaryota; Metazoa; Cnidaria; Anthozoa; Actiniaria; Actiniidae.